UCAGCACCGUUUCACCGGACGAUGACGUCACCUGUCAAACGCCUGUUAGCCGGCUAACGCUAACUCCCACGUUUAAAGUUGGGUCAACGCUAUCGUUCCUCAGUACCGCUUGUUAGUCUUGUACAUAAUGGAGCUGGUGUGGGAGGACCUUCCUGCCCCUGAGACUCCUUUCUUCACCAAAGAUCUCUAUGACAAAUAUUCACUUGCACCUAAUAUCCGGCAACUAUGGGAGUUUCUCCAAAGAAGUCCAGAAGAAAACAACAAACAGGACGGUGGGACUGCAGACGCCACCUGCUCCCCUUCCACUAAAAAAGCCGCAGAGUUUAAAGACGACAGCUGCGUCAGAAAGGAUGAGUCCUGUUGGUUCAGCUGUGAUAGUGAUGAUCCGGAUGCAGACGAUGCUGCUGGAGGUACAGAGGAAUGUAAGGAUACUAAAAAAUCAAGAGUCAAGCAGGUUAAGAAUGAGACGGUUGCUGCUUAUCCUGAACCCAGACUGCCACACCCGUGUACGUCCACUCUGUCCAGCGCAGAACAGAAGACGUAUCUCGGAUUUUUGAUGAGUAAGAAGAUUAGAGCUCCUCCACAGAACUUGAUGGCACGAGUAAACAAUGAAGUGAUGCAGUUUAUGAGGUACCUGCAAGAUGUGGCCAGAAUGUGUGCAAAUGACUACAACUUCAUAUCACAGGGAGCUAUGCAGUACUCAGAGGAAUUCUUCAGGGAGUGUUUGGAGCACAUUAAGACAUUUCCAGAGCUCUAUCAGAUCUUCGAGAUGACUAGUUUGACCGGCGGAACAUUUGAACCCGGACUGACGUUGACCUUUGAGAAACAGCUGCUCGUCAUGGGCAAUGUGGAUAUUACAGACCACAAGAUGAUGCCUGCUGAUGCACAGCUUGCAUCGGAUUAUCAGAGUGUUUCAUCAGAGAAUCCUCCAGCUAAAAAAGCCAAGGACAUGCACGCUAAAAUCAGUAGUGAUAGUAAUGCCAAGAGUCUGUCGGCCCGUUAUGAACCUGAAGUGUGUCUGACUCGAGAUGCCCUCGCCAGGCUGCUAGACAAUCAUGGCCCUGACUUUGGAGAUCAAUGGGAGCUGCCUGUGUGCGUUCAAUUAAACGCAGGAAAAGGCAGUAGUCAGAAGAAGACUGUGUACAUCGACUCACCCCUUCUGCAGACUGAAAUGACCAUAAGAGAGCGGUCACGUAUCUACCACGAGGAGAGUUUGAAGCUUUCCAUCAAGAAGGACGGAAGUAAACAUGUGUUUCAUUUAAUGACUGAGCUUCCAGAGGAUCACCUGCAACUAUCGUCGGGGAGCUCACAAAGAUGCUUGCCUUCCGAAACCAACGGGCUGGACUUUGAGGUGGACCUCACUGACCUGGAAACAUUUGGAGAGGCGACCCCCAUUAAAACCCCCAACAGGCUAAAAGCAAGUGUUGGAAGUUUAAAUGCACUAAGUUCCCCGCCUUUAGCUAAGACAAAAAUAUCCAGUGAGCAUCUUGAAAACAACACCAGCAGCAGUUCACAAGAAGAGAGGAACAGCUCAUUGACACAUGUGAAGGGUCCCGCUACAGAGGAGUCAACUCGGCCAGUUGCAAAUGAGGCCGUUUCCCCAAAAACUCCCCAAAGUGACGACGACCUGCCUUUAAUGGGAGACUCCGAUGAUGAGAAGCUGGUCAUUGACGACUCAGUGUCUCCAGCUAACCCCACUUCCCGCUCUGCCGAACCUCCGGCAAUCCCUGUGUCCCAGUCUGUACCUGUAAAUCCAGAGUCCUCGUCUCCUCAAAAAGGUACGAGGCAGAGGCGGCAGUCUAAAAGAGCAAAGCUAUCUGGUGACCAGCUGGGUGAGAUCCUGCGCAUGCAGACGGCCAUGUUCAAAUCUCCCUCCAGGACUCAGGAAUCCAAUUCACCCUCCCAAAGUGUUGGGCCCUCAGUUCACUCUCAUCCAAUUUCUCUGGUGAAGCCUUGUGUGUCCUUGUAUCUGGAGAGAAAUCAGGAUGGGGAGGCCUGCACAACUCCUCACCUAUCUGCACCGGGGGGCAACAUUACUACUAAGAAAAUUCUUUCACAAGACUUGCAGGCUGGUGCUGAAGAUGAGCAAGAUUACAAGGCUCCAGAGAAAGGAAACCUGCUCUAUAAGCUUUACAGUCUGCAGGAUUUGCUCAUAAUGGUGCGCAGCUCUGUCUUAUUGACCCAUAGCAGGAAAGUCGGCCAAAACGGCCAAAACCAGUUUGUGCCAGUGCAUGUCCUACCCAAGCUGGAGUACCAGUUGAAUUACGGUGUCGAGUGUCUGAGCAGCAGUGAGGCUUGCCAGCUGUGGACUGAGACAUUGCUCCACUCCAGCACUGUAUCCUACAUAGCUCACAUCAAUGCGCACACUUCAAAAGUAGCUUUGCUGAGGAAGCUGCCUGACGACUGGAAACAGAACGUCUCCUGUGGCUUCAAGCCAUCCAAGUCCUUGAAUAUACUGCACCAUCUACUGAAAAAGCUCACUGGGUUAGAGGAAGGACAGUACCUGAUUGCACACAAGGCGGGAGAACCAUUCGUGACCUUAUUAAAGGCGGCUAAUGGGAAAGCGAGUCGGGGGGCGUACAACCUGCAGACGCUCCACAGCUCAGUCCCCCGUCCCCCGGCACCCGGCCUCGUGCCCUGGAUACCUGUCGAUCCAGCUGUGGUCCUGUCCUUCCACAAGAAGAACGGGCGUGUCCCCUGCACUUUCCCACCAAAGCUCCUUGUACAGGCAGCAAAAGAGGGCUCAUUCCAGUCCGACAACCAUGGAGCUGGGCCAUCAAAGAACAAAUCCAAAGCAGAAGGCAACAAGAAGAAAAAACAAAAAAACAAAAAAAAUCGUGCAGCCAGGCGGAACGAGUAUAUUAAAAAGUUAGUUAAGGAUUCCAUUUAAUGGGAGUCUGAUGAGGAGUUGGAGCUGCGCCGCAAAUAAAAAAGGAAAAGAAAACAAGACCACUUAUUACAAUAAGUCAAUAAUUUCAUACUGGAAAUACCUUAUGACCCUCAACAUAUCUGUGAAUGCUGAAGCACUUUGAGAGUAUAACAAAUAUACUUUUUUUAUAUUUUGUUAAUAGUUGUGUUUGUUUAAAACAAUAAAGGUAAAAUAAAAGUAUCCAUAUCGAGUGAA
This is a messenger RNA of Pungitius pungitius (ninespine stickleback), 3124 nucleotides long. RefSeq names its product interactor of little elongator complex ELL subunit 2 (gene ice2). Bases 128 to 2890 code for a protein of 920 amino acids. Gene Ontology annotation, biological process: snRNA transcription by RNA polymerase III; positive regulation of transcription by RNA polymerase III; snRNA transcription by RNA polymerase II. The transcript has 15 exons. The record is from RefSeq and is a predicted model, not a curated record. NCBI's taxonomy places the organism in Eukaryota, Metazoa, Chordata, Actinopteri, Perciformes, Gasterosteidae. Gene Ontology annotation, cellular component: transcription elongation factor complex.